Clonostachys solani is the source of this 1728-nucleotide messenger RNA. NCBI's taxonomy places the organism in Eukaryota, Fungi, Ascomycota, Sordariomycetes, Hypocreales, Bionectriaceae. The record is from the annotation of a GenBank genome assembly.
AUGGGGGCGUUCCUGCGUGCUCCUACUGCACCACUUACGCCGUCCCAUGCAAGUGGACUCCGGGAGACACCCUCGCAGUUGGCCCCGGUUGAUGUCGAAGUUUGCACUUUCGCAGACGGAGUGCCUGUCCCCGUUUCCGAUUCUGCGGUAAGCAGCAACCUUCUAACCCAUCGGUCGCCGGCCGUCUCGGGAAAUCGGACGUCUCCUGAGCCAAGUGCAGUACCCAAGGAUGAUGAAUGCCUAAGGAUGGAGAUCCAGGCCGGGGAAAGAUAUCCCCUGCCUCCGUUGGAGGAGGUUGAGCAAUUAUUCGACUUCUUCUUCGUCAACUUUAAUAAUUUCUUCCCAAUUUUUGACUAUACAAGGGCCAUGGGGAUGUUGCAUGACUGGUACCUCAGCUGCCCAAAUCUUCGGGACGAGUCUACUUGGGCUGUGAUCAACAUCAUUAUCGCGCUUGGUCUACAGUUCAAACCUCCGACACAUCCGGCCUUUACUACUCUCGAAGACUCUACCGUUUAUGUGGCCAACGCCCAAUCGAUUCUUGACAAACUAGUCAUGCGAGUCAGCGAUUGCAUUGGGAUUCAAGUCCUCCUGGGAUUGGUUGUAUACUUCCAAAAAUCUCUGGAUAGAGGCCCAGCGCAGGUGCUCAUUGCCUCCACGAUUAAGCUGGCCUUCCGCCUGAGACUUCACAUGGCACAAUUUGGCCUUGAUCUCCCCCCAAAGGAUGUAAUGGAAAGAAAAAGGCUCUUCUGGGCGGCUUAUGUCUUGGACAGGGACGUCAGCAUGAGAGUCCGCGAUCCGUACAUUCUCCAAGAUCAUGAUUUCGAUGUCAGCCCUAUAGAACAUGUUAUAAGAGACGAGGUUGCGUUUGACCUGGACCUAUUGAUCGACGCGGCGGAAUUCAAUUACUUUCGAUGCCGAGCUGACCUUGCAUUUAUUCAAGGAAAAACACAUGACUGGAUCAAUUCCGUCAACGCAGAACGGCUUGUCGACUACCAGAAAUGGGAGAAACGCGAAUUAUUGUGGACGAUGCUCAAUGAGUGGAUGAUGGCGAUCCCGCAGCCAUACCAGCCGAGUAAUUUGGAGACUCUCGAUAGUCCUGCGGAACAAGCAUUCAUCUCGCUUUACAUUACAAGAUUUCGUACCAUAUGCGGGAUAGAAAAGGUCUUCUCGCAUCAUACAGAAUGGAUUAGCGGGCUUAUUGAGUAUAGCGUCAAGUGGUCCGCCGAUGGCCAAACUGCAAGCAAGUCAGCUCAAAGUCCUCUGCCAAAUCACUGGAAAGACCUCGUGGAGUCUGCCCGAACGAUCAUGCUGCUAUUUCGAAGAGUGCCGAAAUUCUACAAUGGACUUUUAGGAAAUCUCUGUUGCGCGUAUUGCUCUGCCCUCCUCAUCAUGGUCGCGAACAAGCUUGUACUCCCAGAGGUCCACGUAGCGGGCCAGCCACAGCUGGAUGAAGCCCUAAUUGUGGAAGGUAUUGAGUACAUGGAAGCCAAGUAUGAGGUGGUGGCUGCCCCGUCACUGAAGGCAGUGUCCAGAGCCUGCCGUGAGUUGAAUAGACGAGCUGAUGCUGCUGUUGGCGCUACGAAGAGCAAGACACAAGAUAGCCAAAUGAUGCCCUUUGGCUCUGCUCUUGCUCCCAAAACAUUUCAAACACUUGUGUUUGAACCGUGUGGACCUCUCCCCGAAGCUGAGCUUCAGUCGGCCUUUACCUUCAAGAUGUGGGAUCCUUGA